AUGCCUCACCAGUCUACCCACCACAGCUCUGGACACUUUAGCUCCUGCUCCAGUUUGAUACCUAAACAUGUUAGCACUUCCUCAUACUCACCAAAACAUGGAGGUUCUGCUCACAAGUCAGUAUCUUGCUUUAGUAGUAAAAGUGCCUAUAGUUUUGGUUCCAAAGCACCCAAGAUUUCAGUAGGAAGUUGUUAUUCUGGAAAUAGUGGGCAUGGAUAUGGAUCUGGAUAUGGCUUUGGAGGAAUUGGACGUGGAUUUGGUGGAUCAUCUUGCUCUGGAGGUAUCACCUCUGUUACUGUAAACCAAGGUCUUCUGGCACCACUCAACUUGGAGAUUAACCCCAACAUUCAGAGAGUGAGGACUGAAGAGAGGAAUCAAAUUAGAGGUCUCAACAACAAGUUUGCUUCCUUCAUUGACAAGGUGCGCUUUUUGGAACAGCAAAACAAAAUGCUUGAGACCAAAUGGAAUUUGCUUCAGAACCAAAGCACUGCAAGGUGUCAGACUGAACCUCUAUUUGAGUCUUUCAUCAGUAACCUCAGGAGACAGUUAGAGAAUCUAGGAUGUGAGACAGCUCGUUUGGAUGCAGAAAGAAACAAUAUGGAGCAAACAGCAGCAGAAAUAAGGAGGAGAUAUGAAGAAGAAGUUAAUAGACGCACAGCUGCAGAGAAUGAAUUUGUAACAAUAAAGAGGGAUGUUGAUGCAGCAUUUAUGAACAAAGCUGAGCUGCAAGCAAAGGCUGAUUCCCUAAGUGAUGAGAUCAACUUCCUGCGGACCCUGUUUGAUGCUGAAAUUGCUCAGCUCCAGGCUCAGAUCUCAGAUACAUCAGUGGUGGUUUCCAUGGAUAACAGCAGAGACCUGGACCUGGACGGUAUUAUUGCUGAGGUCAGAGCUCAGUAUGAGGAGAUCGCUAACAGGAGCAGAGCUGAGGCUGAGGCCUUGUACCAGUCAAGGUUUGAGGAGCUUCGCAUGACCGCAGGGAGAAAUGGCAAUGAUCUGCAGAACACCAGAAAUGAGAUUGCUGAGCUCAACCGAACAAUUCAGAGACUUAGAGGGGAGAUUGAGAGCGCAAAAUCACAGCGUGCUGCACUGGAGGCAGCUAUAAGUGAUGCGGAGGGCCGGGGAGAGGCAGCUGUCAGAGACGCCAAGAAUAAACUGGCUGAGCUGGAGGCUGCUCUGCAGAAAGCUAAGCAGGACAUGGCUCGCCAGCUGCGUGAGUACCAGGAGCUGAUGAACGUGAAGCUGGCGCUGGAUAUUGAGAUUGCGACUUAUAAGAAAAUGCUGGAGGGAGAAGAGUGCAGAUUGGCAGUAGAAGGUCCAGUUAAUAUCUCUGUGCUACACUCCAGCACUGGAGGAAAAGAAAGCGUUGGAGGAUCGUCCCAUAGCGGAAGUAGAAAAAGCUUCAGUCAUCGUGCUGCACUGGAGGCAGCUAUAAGUGAUGCGGAGGGCCGGGGAGAGGCAGCUGUCAGAGACGCCAAGAAUAAACUGGCUGAGCUGGAGGCUGCUCUGCAGAAAGCUAAGCAGGACAUGGCUCGCCAGCUGCGUGAGUACCAGGAGCUGAUGAACGUGAAGCUGGCGCUGGAUAUUGAGAUUGCGACUUAUAAGAAAAUGCUGGAGGGAGAAGAGUGCAGAUUGGCAGUAGAAGGUCCAGUUAAUAUCUCUGUGCUACACUCCAGCACUGGAGGAAAAGAAAGCGUUGGAGGAUCGUCCCAUAGCGGAAGUAGAAAAAGCUUCAGUCAUGUGUCCAAACAUAGCUCUGGUCAUGGCCACUGUUAA
This is a messenger RNA of Bombina bombina (fire-bellied toad), 1773 nucleotides long. Its product is annotated as keratin, type II cytoskeletal cochleal-like. Bases 1 to 1773 code for a protein of 590 amino acids. The record is from RefSeq and is a predicted model, not a curated record. Gene Ontology annotation, cellular component: keratin filament. The transcript is spliced from 12 exons. NCBI's taxonomy places the organism in Eukaryota, Metazoa, Chordata, Amphibia, Anura, Bombinatoridae. Gene Ontology annotation, biological process: intermediate filament organization; keratinization. Gene Ontology annotation, molecular function: structural constituent of skin epidermis.